UAAACCCAAAUGAAUGUCGUAGAUUCAAUUCAGUCCCUUCUCCUUGUUUCCCUCCUUAUUCCCACGCCCAACAACACCUCCUCAAGACAGUGUCAGAAAGAGAGAGAUAGAAAUAUCCUGGGAAAUUUGCCAGUUUAGAUGGGUGGUACAGUAUCUUCAAUUGAUCUAAUGGCUGAAAAUUUCACCAUUUUUCAUCAAAAACUGCAUAUAAAGUUUCAAUUUUUACAGAGUAUUUUAGCAUGCAAGAGAACCUCCCAAUUGUAUUCCCACUUCUUCCCUAAAAGAAGAAAAACGGGGUAAUUACUGGAAAGUAAGAAGCUUAAUAGCAAUUUCUGGGUUAUUUUGAUUAAGGUGGGUUUCAUUUGAUUUUACCACUACAACUGAAAGGUGCUAAAGGUGAAGAAGAAAAUGGAUAAGGAUGAUAAUAAUCGAGUUAGAAGUCCUAUGUCAAGGCCUGGAUUUGGAAUGAAAGGUCGCAAAAUAUCACUUUGUACUAAUCACUUCAGAGUAGAACUUACUAAUUCUUCAGGCUACUUCUUUCACUACUCUGUUUCGAUCUGUAACAAAGAUGGCCAUCCAGUUGAAGGGAAGGGUAUUGGAAGAAGAAUAAUGGAUAAAAUCCAUGAAACUUAUAAACUUGAGCUGGCUGAAAAGGACUUUUCUUACGAUGGUGAGAGUUCUUUAUUCACCUGGGGUGCUCUUCCAAGCAAAGCGAUGGACUUUACUGUUGUAUUGGACAAGAUUUCAUCAAAAAGAAAUGGUGAUAAUAGCAUCUCUAAUGGAAGCAGAAGCCCUACUCAAGGGGAUAAAAAGAGGCAAAAGUGCUUGUUUCAGACUAGGACAUUCAGAGUAGCGAUAAAGUGUGUAGGAAAAAUUCCAGCAGGUGCAAUUUCCGAUAUGCUUCGCGGAAAAUACUCCGAGGAGGUCCAUGAAGUCAUCAAGGUGCUUGAUAUUGUCCUAAGACAACGUGCUGCAAAACAGGACUGCCUUAUCGUGAGGCAAUCAUUCUUUCAUGACGACCAGAGGAACUUCACUGACAUCGGAGGGGGUGUCUUUGCAUGUAAAGGUCUUCAUUCAAGCUUUUGUCCUACUCAAAAUGGAUUGACACUUAACAUGGAUUCGUCCAGAACCACUAUUCUGAAGCCUGGUCCUGUGCUUGAUUUUCUUGUUUCCAACCAGAAUGUCAAAAACCCAUCUUGCAUUGAUUGGUCAAAGGCUAGACGUAUGCUGAAGAAUUUGAGGAUUAAAAUUUUUCCAUAUGAUCGAGAGAGUAGAAUCACUGGAUUGAGUGAAUACGUAUGUAAGCAGCAGAGGUUUCCGCUAGGGGAUGAAGGAGGACGAGGUGAUGAGAGUCAAAAGGAGCGAGUGACAGUCUAUGAUUAUUUUGUUAAGCAUAAGAAGAUACACCUUCGAUAUUCUGGCGACUUCCCUUGUAUUAACAUUGGCAAAACAAAAUCAAAGCUCUAUCCCAUUGAGCUAUGCUCUUUGCUUCCUUUACAACGAUACACUAAAGAACUUUCUAUUCCCCAAAGAUUGAAGUUUAUUGAAUCAAUAAGGCAGAAGCCACUAGAUAAGAUGACAAUGUUGACAGAGGCGUGGAAGACCAAUAAUUAUGCAGCUGAGCCAAUGCUGCAGUUUUGUGGUGUUUCAAUCUCUAGCAGUUUUACUCAAGUUGAAGGCCGUGUUUUGCCAGCCCCAAAGUUAAUUGUAGGACGAGGUGAAGAAAUUUUUCCUCGUGCCGGCUGCUGGAACCUAAAUAGAAAGAUGUUAGCUGAGCCCAUGAGUCUUCAUAGUUGGGCAGUGGUGAGCUUCAGAUCACGCUUUGAUGCAAGUAUAGUCUGUAAAGAUUUGGCUAAAUUUGGUGAAAUGAACGGAAUUUUUAUGGAGCCUCCAAUAUGCAUUAUCGAGGAGAACGGACGUUUUAGACAAGCACCACCUGCCAUUCGGGUGGAGAGGAUGUUUGAACAGUUGGACAUGCAGCUGAAGCCAUUGAGGGCACGACUAAGUAAAAAUAAGACAUGGCCAGAUUUCAUAAUUUGCCUUUUGCCUAAUAAAGAUUCCGAGAUAUAUGGUCCGUGGAAAAGGAAGACUCUUAUAGAGUUUGGGAUUUCUAAUCAAUGCAUUUCAUCAAGUAAACUUGACAUGCAAUAUUUUAAUAGUCUCCUGCUGAAGAUCAAUGCCAAACUUGGUGGUUUGCAUUCUCGGCUUGCAGUUGAAUGGAACUGUCGUGUUCUCUCUAAGAAGCCUACCAUGAUUUUUGGUAUGGAUGUAUGGCAUGGAUACCAUGGUGUGCCGUCUAUUGCUGCUGUAGUGGGUUCAAGAUGUUGGCCAUCAUUGGCUCGUUAUAGGGCAUCAGUUCGUUCUCAGUCACCCAAGACUGAAAUGAUAGACUCUCUCUUCAAGCCCCCUCCAGGCAAUGCUGAAAAAGAUGAAGGCAUGAUCAGGGAGCUAUUAGUGGACUUUUAUUCAAGCUCGGGCAAAGUGAAGCCUUCACAGAUUAUAAUAUUCAGGGAUGGAGUUUCCGAGUCUGAGUUCAAACAAGUCUUGAAUGUAGAAUUCCAUCAAAUCCUAGAGGCAUGUAAGCGUCUUGACUCAGAUUGGAACCCGAAGUUUACUAUUAUCAUCGCGCAGAAAAGACAUCAUACAAAAUUCUUUCAAUCUGGACAACCACAUCAGAACGUUCCUCCUGGGACCGUGGUUGAUAGCAAAGUUUGCCAUCCUCAUUACUAUGAUUUUUAUAUGUGCCCACAUGCAGCGUUUAGUGGAACAGCAAGACCAAUACAUUACCAUAUCUUGUUAGAUGAGAUAGGAAUUCCAUCGGAUGAGCUGCAAGAGUUGGUUCAUUCCCUGUCCUAUGUGUACCAAAAAUGCACAAAGGCCAUAUCUAUCGUGACUCCAAUCAGAUACGCGCACCUAGCAGCCAGCAAAACCUCACAUUUUCUGCAGUAUGCGACGUCAGAAAUAUUUUCAGGUCAUACAGAAGCUCAAGUGUCUGACCUACCCAAGCUGCACAAGGAUGUUUGUAAAUCCAUGUUCUUCUGUUAAAUCUUUAUGAGUAAGUGGAUUAACUUUGUUAUGAGACUUAUAAAUGUUGAGAUCUUGCUGCUGAUAAACCCAUGUUCUUCUGUUAUAUACUAGAAAUGUAUAAAUAAUACUAUGAAAAGAUAUACUUCCUCCGUCUUUAAUACUCGCAACGUUUGGACUUUUGCCACUAUUCAUAUAAUCUACUUUGACUAUUCGGAGUGUUUUUUAUAUAAGAUAAAACAUAGUCAUGUGAGAUUUUGUUAGAUUCGUCUCAAUGUGUAUUUUCAAAAUAUCAAUUUUUUAUAAUUUUUGCAUAAAGAGAAUUUAAGAUAUAAAUGAUCAAAGUUGUGCAUUGGCAUGCGUGAAACUUACAAACGUUGCGAGUAUUAAAAGACGGAGGAAGUACUAUAGAAGAAUGAGCAGAUCGAUCUUCAUAUAUUGUUCUAAAUCUCUUUUUUUAUCAUUUUUUGUCAUUUAUACAUCAAGAAUUAUACAGUCAUGUGAGA
This is a messenger RNA of Spinacia oleracea (spinach), 3530 nucleotides long. Its product is annotated as protein argonaute 4. Bases 409 to 3045 code for a protein of 878 amino acids. The transcript has 24 exons. Gene Ontology annotation, molecular function: RNA binding; protein binding. The record is from RefSeq and is a predicted model, not a curated record. NCBI's taxonomy places the organism in Eukaryota, Viridiplantae, Streptophyta, Magnoliopsida, Caryophyllales, Amaranthaceae.